This is a messenger RNA of Gasterosteus aculeatus aculeatus (three-spined stickleback), 438 nucleotides long. RefSeq names its product S100 calcium binding protein Z (gene s100z). NCBI's taxonomy places the organism in Eukaryota, Metazoa, Chordata, Actinopteri, Perciformes, Gasterosteidae. Gene Ontology annotation, molecular function: calcium-dependent protein binding; calcium ion binding. The record is from RefSeq and is a predicted model, not a curated record.
CCCACUUCCUGACAAACAAGCUGUGCCGCGGCGUCGCUGGUCACAGCCGUACGGGACUCUAACCAGCAGAAUGCCGAGCCAGCUGGAAGGUGCGAUGGACGCCCUGAUCACCGUGUUCUACAACUACUCCGGGAACGACGGAGACAAUCUAAAGCUCAACAAGGGCGAGUUGAAGGAGCUCCUCAACAGCGAGCUCACCGACUUCCUCACGUCCCAGAAGGACCCGAUGCUGGUGGAGAAAAUCAUGAACGACCUGGACUCCAACAAAGACAACGAGGUGGACUUCAACGAGUUCGUCGUGCUGGUGGCCGCGCUGACUGUCGCCUGCAACGACUUCUUCCAGGAGCAGAAGAAGAAAAGCAAGUAGAUGAAACCAGCUGAGGACCAAUCGUUGGAAAAAAAAUGCCGCCCACAUUAAAAAGAAACAUCCCAUCAAUG